This is a messenger RNA of Epinephelus moara (kelp grouper), 1993 nucleotides long. It is a transcript of the gene pgk1, whose product is annotated as phosphoglycerate kinase 1. Gene Ontology annotation, cellular component: cytosol. Bases 102 to 1355 code for a protein of 417 amino acids. Lineage: Eukaryota; Metazoa; Chordata; Actinopteri; Perciformes; Serranidae. Gene Ontology annotation, molecular function: phosphoglycerate kinase activity; ATP binding; ADP binding. Gene Ontology annotation, biological process: glycolytic process; gluconeogenesis. The record is from RefSeq and is a predicted model, not a curated record. The transcript is spliced from 11 exons.
ACUAAGGUCACUGCUGUCACUCGGUAGCUAACCAGCCGAAGGAAGCGGAGGAGACCCAGCGAAGGAAAGGUGCAGUAAAGAACCGGCAACAACCAGGCAACAUGUCUCUGUCUAACAAACUCACCCUGGACAAGGUGGACGUCAACGGGAAGCGCGUCGUCAUGAGGGUUGACUUCAAUGUUCCAAUGAAGGACAAGCAGAUCACAAACAACCAGAGGAUCAAGGCGGCUGUUCCCUCCAUCCAGCACUGCCUGGACCACAAGGCCAAAUCCGUCGUGUUGAUGAGUCAUCUGGGCCGACCUGACGGAAACCCUAUGCCUGAGAAGUACUCCCUGGAGCCCGUCGCCGCAGAGCUCAAGACCCUGCUGGGGAGGGACGUCACCUUCCUGAAGGACUGUGUGGGUGCGGAGGUGGAAGCUGCCUGCGCCAACCCCGCCACCGGAUCCGUCAUCCUGCUGGAGAACCUCCGCUUCCACGUCGCCGAGGAGGGAAAGGGCAAGGACGCCUCCGGAAACAAGACCAAAGCCUCCCAGGCUGAUAUUGACUCCUUCAGGGCGUCUCUGUCCAAACUGGGAGAUGUGUACGUCAAUGACGCCUUCGGCACGGCGCACAGAGCCCACAGCUCCAUGGUGGGAGUGAACCUGCCUCAGAAGGCGGCUGGUUUCCUGAUGAAGAAGGAGCUGGACUACUUCGCCAUGGCUCUGGAGAAACCUCAGAGGCCCUUCCUGGCCAUCCUCGGAGGAGCGAAGGUGAAAGAUAAGAUCCAGCUGAUCAACAACAUGUUGGAUAAGGUCGAUGAGAUGAUCAUCGGCGGCGGCAUGGCCUUCACCUUCCUCAAAGUCCUCAACAACAUGGAGAUCGGUACUUCCCUGUUUGACGAGGAGGGUUCUGGUAUCGUCAAGGACCUGAUGGCCAAAGCAGAGAAGAACGGCGUCAAGAUCACGCUGCCCGUCGACUUUAUCACUGCCGACAAGUUCGACGAGAAAGCCACCACUGGCACCGCAACCGUCGCUGCUGGCAUCCCCGCUGGCUGGAUGGGUUUGGACUGUGGACCAGAGAGCUCCAAGGCCUAUGCAGAGGCUGUGGGCAGGGCCAAGCAGAUCGUGUGGAACGGCCCAGUUGGUGUGUUCGAGUGGGACAACUUUGCCAAGGGGACGAAGAACCUGAUGGACAAAGUGGUGGAGGUGACCAAAUCAGGCUGCAUCACGAUCAUUGGUGGGGGCGACACCGCUACCUGCUGUGCCAAGUGGAACACAGAGGACAAGGUCAGCCAUGUGAGCACAGGAGGCGGAGCCAGCCUGGAGCUGCUGGAGGGUAAAGUCCUGCCAGGUGUGGACGCACUGAGCAGCGUCUAAACUUCCCAUCAACCUGCUGGUGUUUGGGUGAAUGUGUGUGGAAGUGCGAGAGGUGUGUAGCUACUCAGCCCGACUCCUGUUUUCUCUCAAACGUCAUUAAACACACCUGCUUUUCCAGCCAUUUCAUCUUUUAUUCAGUCUGUUUUUCUAAGUUUACUUUGCCUCAGAUGUAUCGAUGUAGAGCCUUCUGCCUUACUCCAACACGCUGAUGAAACUCUGCGGGUAGAGAAGUUCAACCUUCAAGACAUAAAAAGAUCAAAUGGCUCGUAAAGAUGGGAGUUGUUUCCUGUUGACCUGCUGAAUAAACGGCUCAAACACAGCAGACACGGUGUUACUGUCACCUGGAUCUGGGUUUAAUCUGGCCGUUCACCCCUGAGACACUCAAGCACUGGCUCGUAUGUGUGUGUGAAUGUGUGUACUGCUGCGUCACUGAAACAUCACUGCCCCACCCUCAGUGUGUAUACAUACAGUAUAUAUAUAUAUGUAAAGAAACGGUUUAUGUGAUGUGUGCGUAGGCGUUAUGUUUUCGUCGGCUCUGGUCAUCUGUCUUUAAUGCUGGUUGUUGGUUUCUAAGCGGCUUCAGAUGGAGACGUGGCGUCUAAUCUGUUCAGAUUAAUAAAACCGUCUCUGUGUAAAAA